Messenger RNA from Bursaphelenchus xylophilus (pine wood nematode), 2103 nucleotides. The record is from the annotation of a GenBank genome assembly. Lineage: Eukaryota; Metazoa; Nematoda; Chromadorea; Rhabditida; Aphelenchoididae.
AUGGCUUUAAACUUGGCUCUUUGGCUAUUUUUACUACAACUUUCACGGGUUUUUGCCCCAUUUCCAGUAGUUGAAUUACUGUUUGAUCCGCACAAAGAACCCGAUGGCCUGGUGGAAGAGUGGCACAAGCUCAUUACUGUCCAGGUGAACUCUCUUUAUUUUUGUUUAAACAUGAUUAUUGUGAGUCUGUACACAUAUAAAUACAUAUAAUAAAAAAAGCUGAUGUCAUUGUAAGGCAACAGAAUUUUUUUGCCGAAUUGAGUUAGAUGGGGUGUAAAACGACUACACAAUGUUCCAAAGAGAAAAUAAUGCAAAUUUAGUUUAAGUUUAAAAGGUUCAUCACUUCUCAAAAUUUGUUUGGACAGAUGAUAUCAUCUUUUUUGGUUUGCUAAAAUACAGCGCAGCGGACGCUCCAAUUUUACUAAAAAUUUGGCUAAUAUGUAAGAUUUAGACUUUUUUCUUCUACCUCGCGUUUUGCAGAAACAGUCGACAGUUUAAAUUGGUCAAAAAUUUAAUAAUUUUUUGCAAAAUUGGCCCAAGUCUAGCCGAAAAGCGCUUUUGCUUUUUCCGCUCUCCAAAUCUGCUUACUCUUUUUUCAACAAUUAUCGUUGAAGAUCUUAGGGGCUUCUGCGGAAUUAAAUGACAAAAAUUUCAAUAAAAAUCUGCGUAUUGCACUUUGUGGCCAGUAAAACCCAAUCUUCAAUUCCUCUAAUUUUCAUAACAAAAGCUAGAUUUCAGAAGAACCAAACCGCUAAAUUUGGCCAAGAAUUCCCGGUUGACGAUCGUCUUUAUGGCAACCUCAAAAAAUGCGGCCAUCUUUUUGGCCCACCCGCUGAUUCCACUAGCUUUAUCAAGGUCCAUGACAUUGAAAUUUACUCCGAAAUUGGGCAUGGCACAACUUUUUGUCGGCCUGGAAUCUCAAUGGUCCGAAAGCCAAACGAAACAGUCGAUCUGUCGAGAGAUGCGCAGGGUAAAAUACAUUUAAAUUUCGAAAUUUUAAUUUUGAUGUUUAGUAUUUCGUCAUCAAUGUUUGAACUCGAUGCAAACGCAAUCUCAGAACCCAUCAUUGGCAAAAAUUUUCCGACUCAUGGGAGCUAAAAUUGAAGUUUUUGAGUCAAACGUCGCUCAUAAUAGCAUACUGAGUUGGACUCGGCAUAUUAUUCGGAUGAUUAAGAGGACCGAAGGAUACGAAGAUCGAUGGAAAUUCUUUUUGAUUAUUCCCAACGCAUUUGUAAGCAAUUUUAACGUAAAAUUGUAAUCAAAAAUUAUAUCAGGACAUUCAAUUUGGCCGUGGAAUCCACAUAAUCGCCGAUGAUAUUCUCCAAUCUAUACAGCUGCUACACUCUGAAUUUAGAUCCAAGACCUUUGUCACGGUGGUUAGGAAUAGAGAUCUAACCCUGCAUAAAGUGGCAGCCGAGAAAUUCUUUUUCUGCCAGAAACUUUUAGAUCUCUGGAACAUCGAUGAAAUAAGUGGGCAUGGGGCGUGGAAUACGGUAAGAUUUGAAGUCCGGGCUGCAAGGAGGGCUCUCAAAAUUUCUUAUAAAAUCUCAUGCUGUCUUUAGGGAGGUUACUAAUUUCAGAGCAUUUAAGCUGGCGUUAUAUAACGCCCAAUAAUCCUAUAAGAAAUUCAAGAUUCAUAACAUUUCAGCUAGAAAAUCGGAUAAAAAGAAACUACCAACAGGAGCAUUUUUACGUCGAACUUCUUGACGUUUUGGAUGGAACAAAGCCGGUUUACUACGACCGAAUGUAAGCAGCUUCACCACCAAAUUUUUAUUGAUCCAUUCCAGACCCGACGUCUCCAUUCUCGACUCGGAUUGCGUUCAUUUCUCGGCUCGAGGCCUUUCCCUUCUCCAUGGCCAUAUUUGGAAUCAACUGGUUGAGCCGGGAACCCGACAGAAGAAAUGGAAACCCAUAGUCAAUCCCUUCUUCUGCCCCCGUCCUCACUGUCCGUAUCUCAUCACAAACGAGAAUGCCCGCUACUGUUUGAGACCCAAACAGUACUCAUUCGAGACGAAACCGAGGCCGAAACUUCUGACCGCUUUGUUUCUGAUAAUGAUCAUGGUAUUGUUCAUUGUUUUGUUUACUUACACUCUUUGCUUGUAG